AUGACAUCGGCAGCUGUUCAGAUUUCGGGUGGCCACGGGUCUCUCCCGGCAGAUAAACCAACCGUUCCUCUCUUCGAAAAGCCGCAUCACGUUCAGACAACCCUCAACUUCUUUAAAGAAAACGAAGACGGAUCCCCUCCCCUUCCGACCUAUGUCAGCAAGCCUGAGACCUAUGAAAGGGAAGCUGUGGCGCUCCCCACCAUCAUUCAUGAUGUUAGCGGUCAUGAGCUGGACUAUACCCUCGACGCUCAGGGAUUUCAAAUCUACUACCAUGAAAGCAAGGAGAAAGAUUUCCUGGAUGACGAACAGAUAAAGCAGGAAUACUACCCAGAAACAGAAAAACUGCUCAAGGAUGCCACCGGAGCUUCCAGAGUAUUCAUCUUCGACCACACAAUCCGCCGAGGAUCGGGCAGUUCCAAAGUCCGUGGCCCCGUCCAACGUGUACACAUCGACCAGUCCUACCAGGCCGCCGAGAACCGCGUUUCCUAUCACCUGCCAGAAGACGCUGCCGAGCUUUCCAAAGGCCGGUAUCAGAUCAUCAACGUCUGGCGUCCUAUCCGAACUAUAUUGAAAGAACCACUCGCUGUCGCAGAUGCCCACAGUGUGCCAGAUAGUGAUCUAGUCCCCAUCAAGCUCAUUUACCCCGAUCGCGAAGGAGAGACUUAUGCUGUGAAGCCUGACCCGGAUAUCAAGUGGUAUUAUCGUUAUAGCCAAACGCCUGAUUUGGUGACUUUGAUCAAGUGCUUUGAUUCCAAGACGGAUGGUAGAGCGAGACGUGUUCCUCAUUCGGCGUUUGUGAAUCCCGAUACUGAGAAUCAGGCUGGAAGGGAGAGUAUUGAGGUUCGGGCUUUAGUCUUUCACCCUGAUGACCGCGACUGA
Penicillium pulvis is the source of this 879-nucleotide messenger RNA. RefSeq lists its product as uncharacterized. The transcript is spliced from 2 exons. Lineage: Eukaryota; Fungi; Ascomycota; Eurotiomycetes; Eurotiales; Aspergillaceae. Bases 1 to 879 code for a protein of 292 amino acids. Gene Ontology annotation, molecular function: oxidoreductase activity. The record is from RefSeq and is a predicted model, not a curated record.